Molecule: messenger RNA, 666 nt
Organism: Symbiodinium pilosum
Lineage: Eukaryota; Dinophyceae; Suessiales; Symbiodiniaceae
Source: the annotation of a GenBank genome assembly
GUGGACGUUGGUGGUGUGACGCAGAGCAUGCUUCCGUCUGGAUUGACUUUCAAGGCCGGCGUCCACGGGCAUCCAGUGACAUUCGUGGACACUUCCCAGAUCGAGGACAGCCGGGAGAAGCUGGUGCCUUACUUUGGGAGCCUUUCCCUUCACAACAGGAUGGAGGCGCAGAUUGUCGCGGAGUUGCUACGCAGUUUCGAGGUCGCCGUUGAUGCUCCCAGAGCAUGCGUGCUCUCUGCCUACAAGGCGCAGGAUAGCCUGCUGGCCGAGGUGAUUCAUGGAAGCAGCCCAUCAGAGAGGGCACGGAAGCGUAAGAGUCGGACGAUUACGAUCCGAGAGCAAGGCGUUGACCCUUUGGACAAAGAGCCCCACCCGCGCAUUUUCACAGUGGAUGGCUUCCAGGGGAAUGAGAGCGACUACGUCUUCUACUCAGCUGUGCGUAGCGGAGGCACAGCGACAGGUUUUGUGGGGAAUCCCCAGCGACUCUGCGUCCUGCUCACGCGGGCUCGUCGCGGGCUGAUUGUGGUUGGCAGCCGGCAAACUCUCCAGCAUGCUGAGGAGUGGCAGCACUGGCUGCAAUCUCCGGAGAAGCAAGAGUUCACGCUGGAUGAAGAGCUCGUGGCACGACUUCGGAGGCGAGAGAUUGCGGAAAGGGGGCCACUCUGA